Chaetura pelagica (chimney swift) is the source of this 750-nucleotide messenger RNA. It is a transcript of the gene GNPNAT1, whose product is annotated as glucosamine-phosphate N-acetyltransferase 1. Gene Ontology annotation, cellular component: endoplasmic reticulum-Golgi intermediate compartment; endoplasmic reticulum; Golgi apparatus. Lineage: Eukaryota; Metazoa; Chordata; Aves; Apodiformes; Apodidae. Bases 18 to 590 code for a protein of 190 amino acids. The transcript has 5 exons. Gene Ontology annotation, molecular function: monosaccharide binding; glucosamine 6-phosphate N-acetyltransferase activity. Gene Ontology annotation, biological process: UDP-N-acetylglucosamine biosynthetic process. The record is from RefSeq and is a predicted model, not a curated record.
GAACCCCUGCUGCAGCCAUGAUGCCCGUGGCAGCCGUGAUGCCUGAUGACACACCCAUGUUUGACCCAAACCUUCUGCAUGAGCUCGACUGGAGUGAGAACACCACCACGUUUUCUCCUGCCAUUUCUCCCUUGGAUCCAGGAGAUGGCCUCGUUUUGAGGCCACUUUGCACAGCUGAUAUAAACCGAGGCUUCUUUAAGGUUCUGGGCCAGCUGACUGAAACUGGAGUUGCGAGCCCGGAGCAGUUUAUCAAAACCUUUGAGCACAUGAAGAGAUCCGGGGAUUACUACGUGACCGUGGUGGAAGACACAAAUCUUGGGCAGGUCGUUGCCACAGCAACGCUGGUGAUCGAGCACAAGUUCACUCACUCCUGUGCAAAGAGAGGAAGGAUAGAAGAUGUCGUGGUGAGCAGGGAGUGCAGAGGGAAGCAGCUUGGUAAACUAUUAACGUCCACCCUGACCUUGCUAAGUAAGAGACUGAACUGUUACAAAAUCACACUUGAGUGUCUGCCCAAAAAUGUGGAUUUCUACAAGAAGUUUGGCUACUCAGUGUCUGAAGAAAACUACAUGUUUCAACGGUUCUUUAAUUAGGAACUUCUAGUCUUUGUUUUGGUUUUUUUUUAAAGACUGCUGGUGGAGGAGCUUGUGCUACAGAACAUUCUCUUCGUGGAAGAUUUAUAUAGUUUAUUGCUGCAAAUAUAACAAUCCCUAUAAAUAAUGAUCAUCCAAUGUGUAAAUCCUGCAAAAAAAA